Molecule: messenger RNA, 1932 nt
Organism: Pyricularia oryzae 70-15
Lineage: Eukaryota; Fungi; Ascomycota; Sordariomycetes; Magnaporthales; Pyriculariaceae
Exons: 1
Coding region: 244-1890 (548 amino acids)
Biological process (GO): cellular response to oxidative stress; response to reactive oxygen species; hydrogen peroxide catabolic process
Molecular function (GO): heme binding; peroxidase activity
Source: RefSeq, a predicted model, not a curated record
GCUUGUUUUCGAUCAAUUUUAGGCCCUCUAUUGGUGCUUCGUAUACAGAGCUUUAUUUAGCACAGAAUGGUAAUCUCAAUGCCGAUCCGACUCGUGGUCAGGGGGUAAAAGAUAAAAAGGCAGCUGGGAAUGCCUUUGGUUGCUUCUAUGCAUUCCCGAUAUAUACCAGUUGUAAGGCUGGUGUGGUGAAGAAAACAUCGGCAAUCUCACGCACCUGCGCCUUAUCUUUCACACACAUCCAACAUGAGGACGACGACAAUAGCAUCCUCCCUCGCCGCCCUGGCUUCGAUGGUCAGGGCAGCAGACCCCGUGUGGCCCCAGGACUCGGACUUUUUCGAAGACCUCCUGGCCAUGCAGAGCGGCUACCGGCGCUUCGGCUUCACGGACCUCGUCGUCCCUUGCGGCCACAAUGCGAACGUUCCCGGCAAGCAAGUCGCCGCCGAGUGGGUAAGAACCGCGUUCCACGACGUCGCGACCCAUGACAAGGCCGCCGGCACCGGCGGUAUCGACGCCAGCAUCUUUUACGAGGUCGCCAGGUCUGAGAACGCCGGCGCGGCUUUCAACUCGACGUUUGGAGACCUUGCCGAGUUCCACUCCGCCCACGCCAGCGCUGCGGAUCUCGUGGCGCUUGGAGUCGUGGCCGCGACGGCCUCGUGCGGUGGCCAGACCAUUCCCUUCCGCGCCGGACGUGUCGAUGCUACCGAAGCAGGACCCGCUGGCGUGCCCGAACAAGACCACGACCUCCAGAGGCUCCAGGACGCCUUCACCCGCAUGGGCUUCUCCAACGAGGACAUGAUCACCCUGACCGCAUGCGGGCACACCAUCGGCAGCGUCCACGGCGACACGAACCCGGACCUCGUCGCGGGAGUCGGCCUUGACCCGCACGCACCCGCCAGCAUAGCAACCUUUGACAGCACGCCCGGACAGUUCGACACGGUGGUCGUGAACGAGUACCUCGAGAGCGACGGCAAGAACCCGCUCGUCUUUGGCACCAACCAGACGACCAACUCGGACGGGCGCGUCUUUGCCUCGGACGGCAACGUCACCAUGCGCGCCCUCGCGGACCCCAAGACCUUCCAGGAGCGGUGCGCCGACGCCUUUGGCCGCAUGAUCGACACGGUCCCCGCCGGCGUGCAGCUCGGCGAGCCCGUGCGCCUCUACGACGUCAAGCCGUACAUUGAACGCCUGGAGCCGGUGGCCGGCGGCAAGGUCGCGCUCGAGGGCAGCGUGCGCGUGCGCACCACCGCCGUCACGGGCCGCGACUCGCAGGGCAUCGACAUUGCGCUCAACCUGCUGGGCGGAGGCAACGCGACCACCAGGGUCGAGGCCACGAGGGCGCGGCUCAAGGGCGGAGACUCGUUUGGCUUCCUGCAGGAGACGUUUUCAUGGUGGGAGUUUUCCACGCAGAUCGACGCACCGGCUGCUGCCAUGGAAGGCUUCACCAUCGAGAUGAAGACCACCGCCACGGGACAGGUUCAGAAGCUGGACAACUCUGGCGCGGGCAGGUAUCCGCUCAGCGACGAGCUCAUGUACGUGGGUGCGCAGUCGUGCCUCGUGGUCGAGCCGGACGCCAACAACAACUUCCCCGUGACGGUGCGGGCCGCGGUGCGGGAGGAGCUGGCGGCGCAGGGCGCGGUGCCGGUCCUCGAGGUUGGGCACAAGGUGCACACGCAGGGUGUGGCGAUCCCCAAGAUCGACGUCAGGAAGACGCCCAUGGUCAAGGUGGAGGGGCAGGCGCAGGGAGGCUACGUGCUGUUCGAGGCCAAGGACGCCUUGGAGCAGCAGGGUUGGUCCACCACCUUUGACCUCUCACUGGAGAAGCCUUCGGGCGGCAAGGUUGUUGUGCUGUCGCGCAAGACCAAUUCUCUGUCAAAUAGCUGUCCAAACUAGAUUAUAAUGUCUCUAAUUUAAUGUUGCACACGUUCUUCUGAG